Hyalella azteca is the source of this 4668-nucleotide messenger RNA. RefSeq lists its product as uncharacterized. The record is from RefSeq and is a predicted model, not a curated record. Lineage: Eukaryota; Metazoa; Arthropoda; Malacostraca; Amphipoda; Hyalellidae. Bases 228 to 3308 code for a protein of 1026 amino acids. The transcript is spliced from 5 exons.
AUCUUUCCUUUAUCUCUUUCUUUAAGCGGAUAUCUCUCCUUUAUCUCUUUCUUUAAGCGGAUAUCUUUCCUUUAUCUCUUUCUUUAAGCGGAUAUCUUUCCUUUAUCUCUUUCUUUAAGCGGAUAUCUUUCCAUUAUCUCUUUCUUUUAGCGGAUAUCUUUCUUAUAUCCCAGAGAACAGUUUAAGCAACACGAAAGCCUGUGCCUUAACCUGACGUUGCAGCAGCCAUGAGCAGUGCCUACACGGUGGUGUUGGCCGCGGUGGUCGCUCUGUCACUGCUAUGCCAUAAUGCCAGCGGUGACAAUGUGGCACCCAGAGGCCUUCUCACUGCCGACAUGUUUCUGAACGCAAAGGCUUCUGCUCAGGCAGUUCCCGCUCCCGUCCAAGACUACAGCAAAGUUGCGGUGUCAGGAGCUACAACCGUCGGGCCCAACGCCCCAACGUCAGAUCCUACGACGACUUCCGCUACCGACGUGAAGACCAAACCAACGAAAAAAUAUUUCAACAAGAUUACAACGAAGAAAAACCACUACCCAAUCUUUUAUUACAAGAGUUUCUAUGACCCUGAUCGUAGUGGCUUGCCUGAUCAAAUGAUGACCGCUUCAAAUAAUGUUAAUAGUGUAUAUAACAAGAACCAGGUGACUAAUAAAAAUAAUGCCAGUUACAAUUCGGCGCUUUUCACAACUAAUCAAAUUUCUAAUUCUAAUGCUGCACAAGGUGCUCUGGGUACAUACGGCUCUCUCAACUCGUUACAAAACAGUGCUAUUUCGUCCAGUCUACUCAAGAACAUUCCAGCCACAGCUUUCGCAGCGACCUCUGGUGACGUGGCAUCGAUGUAUAAUCUACAACAACCUAAUCAGGUAAGCGGGUUGCGGCGUUCAGAUCGAGCCUUGUCUGGGGAAGAGCCGUGGUCCAUUCUUUCAGUACGACCGAGCUACAAGCAGAGCUUCCACGACAUUUCUUUCAGUGAACUUCACUCUCUUGGUUUCGUCGCGUCACCAAACGAGUAUGCACAGUUUGCAGCGCUUGAAACUUCUGAUCAAGGCAGCGAUGUUCCAAACCAAACUGAGGAUCCAACUGACCAACCAACAUCGUCAGUGUUAGAGGAUUUCGUUCAAAAACCAUUCGAAGGAGCUGCAGUGUUCAGGACAAAUGUUUAUAGUAAUGAUAAUCCUUCUUCGUUCAGACAGGUCAAUGCUGGAUAUACGGUGCGUAACCCCUCUCCCCAGAGAGAUGAACCAUAUGCUUUCACUCAAAAUGGAGAGCCUAUAUACGCGACUAUUUCUUCGAAUAAGCCACAAACUUCUACUCAGUUCGUCAGAGCACCGACAACAGAACUGAAAUUGCACAGGAACCUUCAAGAUUUUAUUCACCAGCAAGAAAAUGCCCAGGCAUUCGGCGAAAACAUUGCUGAUUCACACAAUCAUCAAAAAAAUAUCGAUGAAGAAGAAGAAACUCUUAGCAAAUCUAAGACCUCCGAAAAGAAGGCUGAUUCUACCAUCGAUAGCGAGAAAAAGAAAUCUUAUCCCCCGAAAGUAAUCUUCAAGGUUGAAAAGAAGCAAAAGAUCACAAACGAGCCUUCGUUUGCACAGCCUACAUCUUAUAGCCCGCCUCGACUUCAUAAGAGAAGUUCUAAGCAAACUCGCUCAAUAGGUGGUAAGAAGGGCGGUGGUUAUGACGCUGGAUAUGGAGGAGGCCAGCUGGCUCUCAUACAACCAAGUGGAGUGUCAUACCAGCCGUCGUAUGGAGUCCAACCGUCGUAUGGAGUCCAACCGUCGUAUGGAGUUCAACAGUCGUAUGGAGUGCAGCCUCAGUUGGCUUCAUAUGGUGCUAUUCCUGACGCUACUAUUGGUGUACAACCUUAUGGAGGCUUAGGUGCUGGUCUAUCUCAUUCAUAUGGAGGUGGCCAGGUAUUGUACGUCAUUGACGACUAUGGUGGAGGGAGAGGCAAGAAAGGAGGCAAAGGGGGUAAAGGAUCGUACAGGGCUUCAAAGGGUGGUGGGGGAAAAGGAGGCGUUGGCGGUGGUAAGGGUAGCUUUGGUAGAGGAAAAGGAGGUUUCGGAGGCGGGAAAGGAGGUGGUAAGGGUGGAGGGAAAGGAAAGGGCUAUGGCGGUGGAGCAACCAUUUUGGUUCCUGUGGGACAGUCUUACGGCCAUGCACCUAUUUCUCCAGCCCCAAUUAUAGCUCAGCCUCAGCCAAUUAUUGCUCAACCUCAGCCAAUACAGGUGGUGCCACAGCCAGUGCGUCAUGUGCAGGUCAUUCAGAGACCCGCACCCAUCGCCAGGCCAAUUCAAGUCAUUGCUCAACCAGCUCCUAUCCAGCCAGUUCAAGUAAUCAGUCAGCCAGUCCAUCAGCAAGUGGUUCAACCUCAGCAACAAAUGGUUCUUGUACCCGUAGGUGCGACAGGUGGUUAUGAUUACGAUAGUUACGAAGACUAUGAUUAUUAUGACGAUUACUACUACGAUGAUGGAAAGGGUAGCAAGGGGACGAAAGAAAAGGGAGCAUUUUGGGACUUCUGGGAUAAAGGGAUGAAAGGAUUCAGCUGGGGAGACAAAGGCCACGACAAGGGAGGUGGACUUGAAAAGGGUUCAUUUGAUAAAGGUGGAUAUGGUGGUGGAAAAGGAGAAUACGGUGGUAAAGGAGUAGGCAAAGCCAAAGGUGGAGACUAUGAUAUUGGACCAACUUACUUGCUGUUGAGUCCAGUUGCUGGUUACAAUCAGGGUUAUGGUCAAAGUGUUGGCGUUGGCUUAGGGGGCUAUGGAGGCGGCUUAAGUAUUGGCGGACUUGAUAGCUAUGGACAAGUCGGAGGGUUCAAAGGCUCCUAUGGCGACUCAAUUCCCAACCAUGAACUCGCUGGUGCCAUCACCACUCUCGACAAUGAUCAUCAUUCAUCAUCAUUGGGACAUUCAGGUGGACACACAGUAUACUCUUCUGGAGGGUUAUCCUCUGGAAGUGUAACAAGUUUCGGGUCUAGCACAUCGUACGGUGACAGUGGUGUUUCAACUUUUAGUGGUGGUGCAAGUCUGAGUUCAAAGGGUGAUAACUCUCACAUAACCAAGUUAUCACCCUCCAGUAUCACCACUAGUCAAGUCUCGUUUGGUGGUGCCGGGGCCAACGGAGGAUUUAUUGGUGGAGGAAGAAUCGUUGACGACAGCAUUGAACAUUUCGAUUUCGACAGGCAUUUCAAAGUCGAAAGCCGAGGUUCCGUCAUUGACGAUUCUGUUCUGUCAGAAAUCUCAAAGCCUGGCGAUAGCGCCGUAUUCAUAAGAGAGGAGUCUCCGAGAGAAUCUGAAUCUAGGACCAGUUAGAAGUUUAAUCUUUCUAAUCACCACUAAGUUUAAAUCGUUCUAAUAUGGGCCACUUUUAAAUAUACACGACCUGUAGAUAGUCGAAAUCCGACAUGAUCGCUCCUAUUGAAUGUCUACGAAUACCGUCGCCAUUGCACCAAAGCAAAACAAGCACAAAAAAAGUCACACGAUAAUUUCAUCUCAUGCGCGUUGUUAAAAAAGGCGUCUGUAAAUCACGGAGCUGUAAAUUCUGUUGGCUUCUCUUAAGCACGUCUUCUGGCCUUUUAUUUUAUUCUCAUUUGCUAUGAUUUCCUUUUUAAAAAUCUGCACGAUUAAAAUUUUUAUUUUAGAAUAUUAGUUUCUAUUGUAACUUUUACAAUUUGAUCACUUUUUUGGGAUGUUAUCAGGCCAUUGCGUCAGCAUUGUCCUACGAGCAGAAUUUCCAGAAUUUCCGAUUAAUUUUAUUACGUUAAUUUAAUGCAGGAGCAUUUAGAGGUUCAACAAUCGCAACUAUCAUUUGAAUUUGAAUAUGAACAAAUUUAUUUACUAAACUAACCUAAAUUUUUAGGCUUCUGAACUGUAAUUUUAAAUUACUGAAUUUCUGAAGAAGUAUAUAGGAAGCUCUGCACCGAGAGAUCAAUUUAAUAUUAAUUUAUAUUUUCAUUCGGUACUUAAACGUUUUAGAUUGUUUCUAUAAUGCACUAAAAGCAUUAUUAUAUCUGCAAUUAAAAGCUACAAUCAUUUUAUUACAUUUGUGAAUAUAAUUAAUUCUCAGGAAGAUCCUAUAGUGAUUGAGAUUUUAAGAAUAUUUAUUCUCCUUAUAAAUAUUUUAUUCACAACUUGAAUGGGUCUCCUGAUUACAUGUCUGUUCAACAGCACAAUAUGUUCAAUGUUAAUUCGUCCUUUUAUAAGUUGAAUUUUUACUUGUUGAAUUUUUGUUUAUCGUUUAUAAAGAUUUUAUUAUUCUAACUUGUUGAUUAGAUGAAUUCAUUACUACUGAUGAUCUGAAGAUCAUCACGAUUAUUCGGAUUAUCUUUCUUGAGUUGAUCUGAAUGGUUGAUUAAAUAACAAACAACAAAUGAAGAUAUUCUUUACACUCAAAGUAUUAGCUAUUUCCUCUUACGUUACAAACAAAGCCAUAUUCUUAUAUGGUUUGGUGCCUUGGUUGUCAUAUCUUAAGCUUUUUUGAGACACUUCAAUAUUCUAAGCUCUUUUGAAGCACAUUAAGUACUCGUACUUUCCUUGCACCGUACGGAAACCAUAUUAUACAUACUAAGUUGCCUAUUCUUCCAGUACAUACAAAUAUAUAUAAUGUAUCACUUUGCACUAUUAGUCACGGGUUGUAUCCUGAAAAUUGCAUUCAAUAUAUGGGCUGAAUAUC